AAUACUCUUCUAUACACGAGCUGCAUCACACCCACAAUUCAAUGGAGCACACAUUCAUUCUCCCCUCCUCCCCCAGUGUACGAAGGGAAGAUAGAUUCUGCCUGCUCGACUCUGAUGAGUAUGAUGUCCCAUUCUGGGACCUUCUCACGGCUGUUCUGAGAAGCGAGUCCUCCCCGAUAGUCGAUGUUUCCUCACUCAUCGAAGCUCUCGAGACUAUUGCUCUUAUUUUAAGGGGAACUACCUCUGGGGUGGACUAUGGAUUACUGCGCGAGUUCAUGGCGCAGCAUUUCGCCGAGGAAUCCGACUCUAUACGGUUCUUUACCAGAACCUGGCCUAUGCUGGUCGACCUGGCGCUCGAAAUGCCCAGUCUCUUUGUUCACGGAACACUGCCAUCAUUUGCUCCUGUCUUCGCGGAAGGGAUCUCGCGGGUAUCCUUCUCACGUAGACAAAUAGUGUGUUUAGUGGUUCAUCAAUUUUUAUGCUCCCUUCCACCGCAUCCGUGGCAGACAGAAUCGUUUGUUGACCUGCACCCUUGGUACACCUUGACCAGCACUAUUCACCGUGGUGCAGUAGACGCCUACCUCACAGCUCUGUUUACUUAUUUUGACCGGCUUCAUCCCUCUGCUGAGAACCCACGAUCGAUUCUCGACCUCUCCGUGGAAGAGUGGCCUGUAGUUUUCGAGUUGCGGACAAUUACAGACCAACAUGCUGACCGGAUUUUAUGUGAGAAGGCCCCAGACGCUGUCUUGCGUUCGACCCGUCUCGAGGUCCUUUCCCUCCCAGAGUCUGAAACUAGCCCGCAGCUUUCCGGACUUCCGAACGGAGCAUGUGUUAUUUCAGCGAACAAAUGCAUCGGACACGGUCCGUCGGGUACCCAGGAAGAGUUACAGGUGGGGACCUCGCCGGAGGCCUACCCGGCUACUCUCCUGGCACCACCGCUAUCGGACCAUCAGGUGUUAGUUUGCAGAGGGGCCGAAGCCAUGGUCUCGAUACACGGUUAUGGCCGGGAUGCGCGCCUGGGACAAGUGCCGAGGCAGCCCCAUUACGGCGCAGACGACUUCUGGAGAUGGAAGAGUCGGACAAUGUUGUUUAUGGACGCGCUCGAGCUUGAUGUCCUCCCUGUUGAAGGACAUUCCCUCAUUGCGGAUAUCUACCCUCCCUCCCGGCUAUCUAGAGACAUGGUCUUGAAGGCAUAUAACGCUUUUAGAUAUGGCAAGUACAGCCAGGUGAUUACAGGCUUAUGGGGCUGUGGCACGUUUGGUGGAAAUCGGUAUGUCAAAUGCAUUCUGCAAUGGUGUGCAGCUGCACUGGAAGGGGUUCCGGUGUUGAAGGUUGUCCUUGCUACAAGGGACCAGCAGCUGUUCGGAGAAGAGCUUGUUCAAUUCGCAGAAGAGGUUGAACGGCAUCGUCUAACAGUAGCGCAAAUGAUUGAGCUACUGAUUGACCCGAGGGCGUCUAUUCAUUCGUUCGGACCGACUGGGAUUUUCACUUCUAUCACGAGCCAGUUAUCGUGUCAGUAAUUCGUACACCAACAGCAUCCUGGAUGGCUGAUGGCGACGACAUGCGUUAACCCUUGAUUUUCCAACCAUAUCAAGACUAGGGUCCCGCACUGUAUAACUAUACAAACUACAAUGGCCAAGUCCACUGGGCGUAAUCAAAGACCAAGUCCAGAACACAAUUCCUUCAUUAGAGUUUUCUGGGUAUAGUUGCAUUAGCCUGAAUACGAAUAUACCAGACUUGGUCAUAGGAGGCGCUUUUAGGAAUCGCUUUUACCACCAAUCAGCUUUAUUAACCCUACACGAGAGACGGGGCGCUGGGGAUUUCCAAUAAAU
Messenger RNA from Aspergillus ochraceoroseus IBT 24754, 1832 nucleotides. RefSeq lists its product as uncharacterized. The record is from RefSeq and is a predicted model, not a curated record. Gene Ontology annotation, cellular component: cytoplasm; nucleus. Lineage: Eukaryota; Fungi; Ascomycota; Eurotiomycetes; Eurotiales; Aspergillaceae. Gene Ontology annotation, molecular function: poly(ADP-ribose) glycohydrolase activity. Bases 42 to 1520 code for a protein of 492 amino acids. The transcript has a single exon. Gene Ontology annotation, biological process: carbohydrate metabolic process; ATP generation from poly-ADP-D-ribose; nucleotide-sugar metabolic process.